AAUGACCGUAAAUAAGAAAGCGGAAACAAAAGGGGUUUUUAUAAAAACACAAACACAUCCCCGGCUGUCGAAGUACUCAGGGAACCAACUAAAAUCAUUGACCUUACCGGCAAUAAUAUUAAAACUGAAACACAGAGCGACGCGAGUUAUUGAAGGAUCUAACUGCAGCAGUCAACAUGGCACUGAAGAGAAUAAACAAGGAACUACAGGACCUGCAGAAAGACCCUCCAGCUCAGUGCUCUGCUGGGCCAGUGGGGGAUGACUUGUUUCACUGGCAGGCGACCAUAAUGGGUCCGGGUGACAGUCCUUACCAAGGAGGAGUGUUCUUCCUCACAAUCCACUUCCCCACCGACUACCCAUUUAAGCCACCAAAGGUAGCAUUCACAACAAAGAUUUAUCACCCAAACAUAAACAGCAAUGGGAGCAUCUGUUUGGACAUCCUGCGGUCACAGUGGUCUCCAGCACUAACAGUGUCUAAAGUUCUUUUGUCUAUAUGUUCACUGCUUUGUGAUCCCAACCCAGACGACCCCUUAGUUCCAGACAUAGCACAAAUCUACAAGAACGACAAACUCAGAUACAACAGAAUAGCAAAAGACUGGACCAGCAAGUAUGCCAUGUAAAGAAAAAAAGAUUCCAACAUAGGGAAAAAAAAAAAAAAAAAGCAUACGGAGAUCUUUUUUUUCUUUUUCCUUCCUUUCUUAAAGUCACAACACACUGUCAAUUAAAGUCAGGAAUCAUUAAGUAAUGUAAGGUAACUUCAACCUAACUGUCAUCAACAUUAUAACAAGUCCAUGACGUAUAGAUCAGUCUGCGUUUUCCAAGUGAGCAAAGAUGGUCCAAGGUCGUUGAAUUGACUCAGUGACAUUCUGAAAUUCUGUCACGCUGUUUUUGCAUCAAGGAAAUGUUCAUGAAUAACACACAUUCAUUAACAAAUUAAUUCAUGUAAUCUUUAUUUGAGCCGGUGAAUGCUGGGACUGAAAUCACAUCAUGGGACGUGUCAGCAAUAAGCCUUUUUCUUUUAUAAAGGAGCUGAUUAAGAGCGCAGCAUGCUAUCAUAUAUGUUGAACAAGCUGCAGCUCCACAUGUGGAUAUCUCUCCUCCCCCCCCCCAGGUUUAAGGUUGUCCCAGUUUUUAAACUUUGAAAUGUUUCAAUACAAUAUGUGUACAAACAACAGAAUCUCCUUUUACUAUAACGUAGUAAAGGAUAGUGAUAGUGUAAAAAAGCGACACAACUACAGAUCUUCAGUCAUGUUUUUAACGGUCUAAAACGCACGAGUACAUCGUCGAUGUUUUGGUGCUGUCACUUUGCUUAUGCAUUUGUGCAAUUCAGACAGAGUGCAGGAGUUUGCUCGCAAUUUUUUGGUAAUUUAAAAAGCAAGAAAAGACACAAUCUUUGAUUCCUAUAACGUUGGUAUUUGUUUCUGAUACUGGAACAGGUAUGGAUAUUGUUUGAAUUUGACUAGUAUCAUAUCGAAGGUUGAAAGUCUGGGAUCGUCACAAGUCGGACUCGGGUCGGUUCGGAACAUAAUGAAUUACUGAAAUGUGUCAAAAACACACAGUACAAGCCUGUCAUCCUGACACAUGUCCAUCAAACUAAACUCAAACAUUCCCCCCUUUUUAAUAACCCAUCUUCACCCUUCCCUUCAUGUUAGUGGGCGAUCGAGGUUUCUGUCGAGUACUUUUUGCAUCUUGUAGCAGGUCGAAUAUAAAGAACAAUGUACUGUUAAAGCUGAAAUGGGAAAAAAAAAAACAGGAGCAAUGAAAAGUAAUGUAUUACUGUGUUCUUCAUCUCUUAUUAUUGUUAUUAUCAUUGUUUUUAUUAACAAUAUUAUUAAUGAUUCAUUGUAUAGUAUAAAAAAAAUCCUCUGGAACUCUAUUAUUGUUUAACUUUGUUUCAUUUCUAUCGUCGUCACAUUAAUCUGUCAUUAAACUGAUGUUCUCUUUC
Messenger RNA from Labrus bergylta (ballan wrasse), 1945 nucleotides. RefSeq names its product ubiquitin-conjugating enzyme E2D 1b (gene ube2d1b). Lineage: Eukaryota; Metazoa; Chordata; Actinopteri; Labriformes; Labridae. Gene Ontology annotation, biological process: protein K48-linked ubiquitination. The record is from RefSeq and is a predicted model, not a curated record. Gene Ontology annotation, molecular function: ubiquitin conjugating enzyme activity. Gene Ontology annotation, cellular component: nucleus.